CUCGAGGUCACCGUUUUGCGCUGUUGCUAAGGAAGUGAAUCUCCACUGGCUACACGUCAAUUAGGCCAAAAUAUUCGCAGAUCAAAUUACAAGAAGAAAAUAUUCGCGUUUCAAAUUACAAGAAGGAAAAGUGACCACUAAAACGAAAGUAUGGAGAUACAGCUCAGAUUUCGAUCGUUGAUAGUACUACCGGCCGUAGCAAAAUGGCGUGGAGCUCGGCUUCUCAAGUUCCACUAAACUGGAGUGUAGAUGGAGAUGGCCUAGACGACAUUGUUCUGUAUAACAGGUGGAAAGGGUCUAAUUUAGGAACCGUGCAGCAAGCUUCUCUGGAAUUACCACCAGUACACCAUCCCAUAUAUCCUAAAAAUUUGUUUGGAUGUCGUUCGUCAUCUGAGAUGCCCAGCGGGGGAAGAGAUUCGUUGCAUAAGGCUUCAAGAGAUGGAGAUCUAAAGAAAAUAAAGGAAAUAGUUCAAAAUAUCGGCAAACUGCAGGCAGGAAAUGGCUCUUUAAAGAUCAAAUUGGAUAAGAAGGAUAAGGAUGGAUAUACAGCAAUCCAUUAUGCAGUUCGUUAUGGACACGAGAUGGUCACUCAAUACCUGAUUGAGAGUGGAGCAGACCUUAAUGUUGUUGCUGACAAGGGCAUUCAGCCAAUACACCUAGCAGCAAGACAUGUGAAAGCACUGUACAGGCAUAUUAGUAGUGAAGACUCUUUGGAAACAAUACUCCUUAGGGAGGGAAGUCAUCCUGCUUCAAUUUUAAAGAGGUUGCUUGAAAAUGGAGCUGACUGUAAUGCCAGAGAUUCUUAUCUGCAAACACCAUUGCAUUAUGCUGCGUCAAAAGGCAAUGCUGAUGCAGUUGAGUUACUGAUCAAUACCAAAGGCAUUAAAUUGGAUGCUGAAGACAAAUCAAAGGCCACUCCACUCCACUGUGCCUGUAGUCUUGGCUCGAUUCCAGUUGUUAAUCUGUUACUAUUAGCCAAGGCAGAUUUACUAAGACGUGAUGAUGAGGGUCUGACCCCUUUCCAUUAUGCAGUUAUGUCUGGACACCUUGAGCUUUUAAAGAGAAUUAUUGGGCUGUGUGAGACGUUAUCUGGAUUCAUUGAUCUCAGUGCUCUAGUAACAGAUAUGGAUUACAAUAACCAAACUGCCCUGCACCUUGCUGUUGUAAAUGGUUACUAUUCCAUUUGUGAGCUGCUUUUGGAAAAAGGUGGCAGAGUCAAUGAUGAUCGCCAAGGGUCAAUGACACCACUGCAUUUAGCAUCUUUGAAUGGAAACUGCAAUGUUGUCAGUCUGCUUCUUGAGAAGCAUGCUUACAUAGAAGCCAGAAGUAGCCAAGGAGACACACCAUUGCAUGGAGCUUCUAUGAUGAACAGGGAGGAUGUUGUGUCAAUGUUGAUUGAAAAGGGUGCCAGUGUUAAUGCUAUGAAUGAAAAUGGGCUGACUCCGUUAAUGCUUGCAGUUCAAAAAGACAAUUCGAAAAUUGCACAGUGUCUUAUCGAAGAGGUUGGAGCAAGAAUCGAUGUCGGGGAUGUAUCUGAGAAAACAGCCAUGUUUUUGGCGGCGGAGGAAAAUUCUGUAGAGUCACUUCGUGUAUUAUUGAAUUGUCCAUAUUCACCCGAGAUCAUCAACGUGGGUGAUCGAUACGACAGCACUCCUCUGCACGUUGCCGCCAUGAAAGGUUAUAAUGGCAUUGUUCGUAUGCUGUCCGAGAAAGGUGCGAAGCUUGAUGCUGUUGAUGAUGAAGGGCGUACAGCACUCCACCUCAGCGCCGAAUCUGGACAUGUCAGUAUUGUUCGACAGCUUCUUCAGAAGAAAUCAGCAAUGGUGAGCGAUGAGGAUGACUCUUGCAACACUCCUUUGCAUCUUGCCUCGAAGAGAGGUCAUGCUAUGGUGGUUGACACAUUGAUAGACUUUGGUGCUGUUGUAGUUGUCCGGAAUGCUGACCUGUGGACUCCUCUCGACUGCGCAGCGGCCAAUGGCCACGUUGCUGCGGCACGUACUCUGCUAGACCGAGGCGCAGAAGUCGAUCCGAUUGACAGAGCAAAAGUAACGCCCGUUCAUUUGGCGUGUCAGGGUGGCUACGUCGAAAUGACCAAAUUGCUGUUAGAGUAUGGAGCAAACAUUGCAUUAUUAAAUGCAGAAGGGAAAAACUGUCUUGACAUUGCCGUGGAUAAUGGCCAUAAGGACGCUGCAUUGGCAAUUUUGGGACAUAGUGAAUGGCGAACGGCAAUGAGGCAUCGCACCCCAGAAGGAGGCAGGAUCACCACACCAAUGAGGAGGAUGAUCGAAAAGCUGCCUAGUGUGGCACUGGAGGUGUUUAACAAGUGCAUCAAAGUUGGGAAAGAAGAAGGCGCUUGUGUAGUUACGUUGUACUAUGAGUUUCUUGACGAUACUUACGCGAACUGGAAUAUGGAAAUGGACAUGUUGGAAAAUAUUGGUGAUGCCUACACUUUGGUGCAGUUGCUUAUUAAAGAUGGAAAAGCAAAAACGUUCGAGAAAGAGUUAGAUAAGAAAAAGAAUCACCCUCUUUCUAUUAUGGUGGAGCAUGAGCAAGAGAAGUUGUUAGCGCAUCCGCUGGUGAGGUCUUUGCUGCACGCUAAAUGGCGCAGUUUUGGCCGGGCAAUCUACUAUCCGAAGCUUGCUCUCUACUGUGUUUUCUUGUGCUUCUUAACCAGCUAUGCAAUCGUUUCAACCUCUCUCAUUGACGAAACAAUAGCAAACGCCACGUUGACUAAUAGCAGUUUAGCAAAGAGUGAUGUUAAGAAUUCCAUUCUCAGUGUCAGCGUGAUUAUUGUCGUCUUGCUUGCAGGAUUUCAGUUGAUAUUAGAGGUUAUUCAAGUGAUAAGCAGAAAGCUGUCUUAUUUUUCGUCAUCCGAAAACCUAAUCGAACUCAUUGUUUUCAUUUUUGCAAUUGUUUACGUCACUGGAUACACAGAGAAGAAAGAUUACGGCAGAUUUGAGUCAGAUUCAGUUCAUAUCAGCAUUGGAUCUUUGGCAAUAUUUCUUGCUUGGGUGAACUUGCUUCUGUUUCUUCGAAAGUUUCCGAAACUUGGAAUAUACUUUGUUAUGUUCGCUGAUGUUUUUAGGACGUUCUCACUGUUCUCUGUUACCUUUUCGCUUUUCAUCAUUGCCUUUGGCCUGAGUUACUAUGUACUUCUUAGCAAACAGCCACCAUUUGCUAGCCCUGGUCGUUCGAUUAUGAAAACUAUCGUGAUGAUGAUUGGUGAAUUCGAAUUCGACGCCAUAUUUAAUGAUGGUACCCAGCCGUAUGGUGUCACGUGGCUCAUAUUCGGUAUUUUCGUUGUUGUCAUGACGAUCAUUCUCAUGAAUCUGCUGGUCGGAUUGGCAGUCGAUGAUAUCAAGACGGUCCAAGACCAGGCUGUUCUGAAAAGAAUGGCCAUGCAAGUUGAGCUGGUUUUGGAAGUUGAGAAGUUCAUUCCUCGAAGAUUUCGCAGGCAUAAUUUCUUUCAAAAUAGUAUCAAAGAAGUAAUUCGCAUGGGCAAGCCAGUCGACUGGGUAGCGCGGCUGAAGUCUCAUCCAGCUUCUUUGAACGCCAUUGAGGAGGCUAAAAGCCAAUCCAAGGAUCCAAUAGAUGCUGUGAAGGAAGAUACAAGUGGCAUUGUUGAAUCAGUCAAUGAGAUGAAAGCUGAAAUAGCAUCGAUGAAGUCACUAAUGACAGAAUUACUGCAAAAUCAAACUUUGGAUGGAAUCUAAAUUUAGACGAGCAAGUAUAAAAGAAUGUGCAAAUUGAUCCCCAAGAGGGGGGGGGGGGUUAGAGGGUACCAGAGCAUGCAAACCCAGGCAAAAUGUUUUGAUAAGACUGGAAAUUUGGGCUUAUAUUUAGGAAAUUUAAUAUUCAAAACCCAAAAACCUGUAUGCUUUCCUGAAAAAAACUUAAAACACUUAUGACUAAAAUUUUCUAAACCUGCAACCCACCAAAUCCCAAAGCCCCCAUGCCAGACUUUUACAUGCAUAAUUCUUUAAUUUUACAGCUAGAAAGAUAGGGUAUUGUGAUAGUAAUUAUCAUUGGAUAUGAGAGGACACAAGAACAAGACUAUUUGUAGUUUCCCAACAAAUUUUAGGGAAAUUUGUAGACCCCUUAAGGAGCCAGAAGCCCUUGUGACAUUGUAUGCACCCUUGUGAUAAGAAAUUGGGCCAUAAAUAGUCACAUACCACAAAUGAUCAAAGAAUUGUCUGGUGUGCUUAUGUAAAAAUAAUGGGAAAAAAGGCACCCUUUCUUGUUUUGAGGGGGUGCUUAAUAUGCACUGAUGCAUAAAAAAAAACUUCACUAUGCUCAGUCAGCAGGGAUGCUACUUUGGCAAAGGGUUGCUUGUUUUGCACUUGGGUGCAUAUUGGGUCAUUUACCCCCAAUUGUACCUAGUUUGAUGAUGCUGGGUCAACUCAACUAGAGUUAUAUUAUUCAACUACCUACAAAAUUUGAACUAGAAAGAGAAAAAACUAUCCCUUUACAACUGCAAAAUUCAAAAAUUUUGAAUCAAAAGUUUUUUGUUGAAAUGUUAAUUGUUUUCAAGGGCCUCGUUCCAACCAACUUUGAUAUGAAACCUCCACUUCUCAAACGCUUUGUAAAGAUCAAGGUUUAAAUUAAAAGAUAUAGUUUGGGUUUUCGACAAGGUAGAUUUCAGAGUGUCCAUGGUAGAAAACACCAUUAAAACUUUUUCUCAUAACUUGAGUUUUAUAGAAUGAGUUAAGGCAUGUUUUUUUUCAUGUUGUGAAGGAACCCUUUUUGAACUAUAGGAUAAAUUUAUCCCUCCAGUGCCCAUAGUUGAUAACAGCACUUGAAAAUUUGUUAUGUAAUUGUAAUUGAAAAACUGCAAAUAUUAAAUUAAUUUACUCGCAAUGAGUGUUUAUUUGUUAUUUAUGAUAGUUAAUUAGUACUUUAGGAUUGUAACAGUGGCAGCAAUUAGAUUAUUUAAUAUUCUACAAAACUCAUGUUGUUUAGAAAUUUUUAUUAAAGUAUUUAGUAAAUGGUAGUACUGUAUAUAUAUUAACCUUUUAUUUGCAAAUAUGUGAAAGUAGUUAACAAUAAC
Molecule: messenger RNA, 5047 nt
Organism: Rhopilema esculentum
Lineage: Eukaryota; Metazoa; Cnidaria; Scyphozoa; Rhizostomeae; Rhizostomatidae
Source: RefSeq, a predicted model, not a curated record